CUAGCCUUAGCUGGCUAACUUACCCUAGCUCCCCGAAAGGUUGGAGAAUGAAAGGAGUGGCACAGUACGAAUAGUCCCUGAGUUCAUAGCGAACAUGGCAGCACAAGACGAGCUCAACCAGCUGGAACGUGUGUUCCUGCGGUUGGGCCUUGCUGAGACAGAUGAUCAGCUGCAGGACAUCAUAUCAAAGUUCUUGCCGCCUGUGCUCCUCAAAUUGUCGAGCGUCCAGGAGGGCGUCCGGAAAAAGGUGAUGGAGCUAUUAGUCCACCUGAACAAACGUAUCAAAAGUCGGCCAAAGAUCCAGUUGCCGGUAGAGACCCUGCUAGUGCAGUACCAGGACCCUGCUGCAGCCUCCUUUGUCACCAACUUCACCAUCAUCUACAUCAAGAUGGGCUACCCACGGCUAGAGACUAGCAAGCAGUGUGAACUGGCCCCCACCCUGCUGACGGCCAUGGAGGGCAAGCCACAGCCACAGCAGGACAGCCUGAUGCACCUGUUGAUCCCUACACUCUUCCACAUGAAGUACCGAUCAGACCCCAUGAAGCCCUCGCCCUUCCUGCUGUCAGAGAAGCCAAAACAAGCCCACCUGCUCCUGGAGUUCAUGCUGGACGUCCUCCUCAUGCCCUAUGGGUUUGUGUUAAACGAGCCCCCGUCCCGUCCAUCUCCUCCCUCCCCCCAGAGUGGGGGCGGUGCGGGCCCAGCGGGCGGUGCAGCAGGUGGGCAGGGUCUGCCCCAGCCGCCCCCUGGCAUGAGCGUGUACGCUGUGAAGCGGGUGAUCGGCGAGGCCCAGUGGAGCCCUGAGCAGCUGGAACAGUGUAAGCUGGGAAUUGUGAAAUUCAUUGAAGCUGGACAGGUGUGUGAAGUCGAGACGGUGAUUCAUCUGGUCGUCGCCUCCAGUGACACUAGACACAGCGUUGCCACGGCAGCAGACCUGGAGCUUAAGAGCAAGCAGAGCAUCAUUGAUUGGAACAAUCCAGUCAUCGUCAACAGGAUGUAUAAAGUGUACUUGGGAGACAUUCCACUCAAGACCAAGGGAACAUCUAUGAAGCGUGAGCUGAAGCAUGAGCCAGUGAGCACCCGCGUGAAGCUGAAGAUUCUGCCCCAUCUCCUGCGCUCACGCCUGGCAGCCGAGAGCUUUCCUGCCAACAUCCAGGUGGUGUAUGACGGCCUGUUUGGAGCAAACACUAAUAAUAAACUGCUGUCUCUCACCCUGCAGUUUGUGCAUCACAUCUGCAUGGUAUGUCCUGAUACUAAUAAGCCUCUCGGUCUGAUGCUGCUGAAUGGCCUCACUAAGCUCAUUAAUGAGUACAAGGAGGAUCCCAAGUUGUUGUGUGUGGCAUAUUCAGCUGUUGGGAAGCUCUCAAGUCGAAUGCCCCAGCUCUUCACGAAAGACAUUGCUCUGGUGCAACAGUUCUUUGAGUCGAUGUGUAAGGAAGAGGCCGAUGUGCGCCUUGCCAUCCAGGAAGCACUGUCUAUGAUGGUGGCAGCCUACGCCAACCUUCAGGGAGCACUGCUCAAUCUGAUGGAGGCUCUGGUGGCCGCCUACAUAUGCAAGCCGGAGGUGCAGGUCAGACAGGUCGCCAUGAAGUUUGCCAGCACAGUGUUCGCCACGGACCACGUGCCCUCCAGAUACCUGCUGCUGCUGGCCGCAGGAGACCCGCGUGAGGAGGUGCAUGGGGAGGCGCAGCGUGUCUUGCGUGCUCUCCCCUCUGAGCGCUCGGAGAAGGAGGGGGCCAAACCCCCCCACACACACAUAAUCCACAGGUAAUACAGACUUUGUUUCAGACUAUACGAGUAGACAUCUCAUAUGUGCUUAUCUGCCUAUCAGGCUGCACAGAGAAUGAAAACUCCCGACAAGUACAUUGUUGGAACUACAGCCCUGCCCUUCAACCCCUCAGCAUUUGAAGAGAUCAUGAUGUAUCUGCGCAUGUGUUUGGCUCACAGCGCUGGGGUCACGCCCACCUCCCAGAACCUGAUGGACAUGCAGGACGACGCUCCUGCCAUCGGCCGCUAUGUCCAGUCCCUGAUCUCGGCCGAGUCCUCUCCCAAAGGGGACGAGUCCAACCCUGUGCAGGUCUACAUGGACCUGCUGCAGCAGCUGCUGACAGCUGUGGGAGGCAUACCUGUGAUGUACUGUCUCCUGGAGGUUGUGUCUGUGUGCCCUCACAAACUCGCCCCCAAAUUCAUUGACAGAAUCGACUGGAUCCGGGGUAUGAUGAACAGCAGCAAGGAGGACAUGCGUGAGCUGGCUGCUCAGCUGUACGCUGUGGUCAUCUCCACCAUGUCAGGCAACGAGCUCAAGAAUGCUGUCCAGAACCUGGUCAAGAUUACCAAGGAUACACACAGCCCAGAGGCCCAGCAUGCGGCCAUCUUGGCUCUUGGCUUUAUGGUGGGCCGCUACAUGAGCAGGAAGCGCAGCCCUCGCUCUGCCAACACGCCCAAUCAGCAGCAGUUCAUGAAUGCCACACCUGCCGAGGACGAUGAGCUCAUCGCCAGGGCCACCAAGACCAUCGGUUCCUUCCUGGACAACGGCUGUCCGCUGCUGGCGGUGGCGGCGGUGACGGCCCUGGGGGAGGUGGGCCGCAACGGGCUGCUGCUGAUCCCUGUGGAGGGGGAGGGCUUCACCAAGCUCAGCCUGGUGGAGAACCUGCUGGCGCGCCUGCCCUCUGGCAAGGAGACCACCAAGAUGAAGGAGCGUGCAGUGCUGACUCUGGGCUAUUUGCCAGUGGGAGAUGGAGACUUCCCCCACCAAAAGAAGUUGCUGCAAGGCCUCAUGGACUCAGUGGAGGCAAAGCAGGUGGAGUUACAGUUUACAGUAGCAGAGGCCAUCACUAGUGCUGCCAUAGGAACCAGCUCCGGGGCCGCCCGGGACGCCUGGACCUGCACAGAGGAGGAGUAUCAGCCACCCAACUAUGUGAAGUGUAAUGAUGUGGUCCCAUGGGUCCUGUCCUCCAUCCUGGCCAAGUCUGUGAUCAGUGCCAACCCACAUGUGCGCCAGGCGGCCUGCAUCUGGCUGCUGUCGCUGGUCAAGAGGCUCAGCCAACACAAAGAGAUCAAGUCUCACCUGAAGGACAUCCAGACGGCCUUCAUCUCUGUGCUGUCAGACCCUGAUGAUCUGAGUCAGGAUGUGGCCUCUAAGGGCCUUGGGCUUGUGUACGAACUUGGUGGAGAACAGGAUCAGCAGGAGCUGGUGUCCACACUGGUGGAGACGCUGAUGACCGGGAAGAGAGCCAAGCAUGCCGUUUCUGAGGACACAGAGGUCUUCCAGGGAGAGUCUCUGGGAAAGGCACCAGAUGGGCAUGGCCUCACCACCUAUAAGGAGCUGUGCUCUCUGGCCAGUGAUCUGAACCAGCCUGACCUGGUCUACAAGUUCAUGAACCUGGCCAAUCACCACGCCAUGUGGAACUCCAGAAAGGGUGCCGCGUUUGGCUUCAACAUCAUCGCCGCCAAAGCGGGCGAGCAGCUGGCGCCCUACCUGCCCCAGCUAGUGCCGCGCCUCUACAGGUACCAGUUUGACCCCAACCUGGGCAUCCGCCAGGCCAUGACCAGCAUCUGGGACGCGCUCGUCACCGACAAGCACACCGUGGAUAAGUAUGUGAAGGAGAUUCUCCAGGAUGUCAUCUCAAACCUCACCAGUAACCUGUGGAGAGUACGAGAGUCCAGCUGUCUGGCUCUGAAUGACCUGGUCCGUGGGCGGCAGGCAGAGGACCUCAUAGAGUACAUGGCAGAGAUUUGGGAGACCCUCUUCAGGGUCCUGGAUGACAUUAAAGAGUCUGUGCGGAAGGCCGCUGAUUUAGCUUUAAAAACCCUCAGUAAGGUGUGUGUGCGUGUGUGUGAGUCAUCUGGAGCAGUGGCUCAGAGAACUGUAGCAGUGCUGCUGCCCACCCUGCUGGAGAAGGGCAUCGUUAGCAACGUGGCCGAGGUGCGCGCGCUCAGUAUCCAGACGCUGGUGAAGGUCAGUAAGACGGCGGGGAGCCGUCUGAAGCCGCACGCGGCGCGUGUGAUCCCGGCUCUGCUGGAGGCUCUGAGUGUGCUGGAGCCACAGGUGCUCAACUACCUCAGCCUCAGGGCCACUGAGCAAGAGAAGAGUGCCAUGGAUGCAGCUAGACUGAGUGCAGCCAAAUCUUCCCCCAUGAUGGAAACGGUCAACAUGUGCUUGCAGCAUUUAGAUGCGCCUGUGCUGGGGGAGCUGGUCCCUAAGCUGUGUGACCUGCUGAAGAGUGGAGUGGGCCUGGGCACUAAGGGAGGCUGUGCCAGUGUUAUAAUGUCUCUGACUGUCCAGUGCCCCCAGGACCUCUCCCCCUACUCUGGUAAGCUGAUGGCUGCUCUGUUGAAUGGGAUUCAUGACCGGAGUAGUGUGGUACAGAAGGCCUUUGCUUGUGCUAUCGGACACUUGGUCAGGACAGCAAAGGACAGCAGCAUAGAGAAACUCCUGCAGAAGCUGAACACCUGGUACCUGGAGAAGGAAGAGGCCGUGUAUAAGUCAUCGUGCUGCCUGACGGUUCACUCCAUCAGCCACUACAGUCCAGACGUGCUGAAGCGUCACGCUGGCCUGGCUCUGCCGCUGGCCUUCCUGGGCAUGCACCAGGUGGCAGAGGAGGAGCAGACGGAGAGCAGCACCACCCACGCCAGCCUGUGGGGAGAGGUGUGGCAGGACCACGUGCCAGGUAGUUUUGGAGGCAUCAGGCUGUACAUGACGGAGCUCAUAGCCAUCACCCAAAAGGCCUUACAGUCGCAGUCGUGGAAGAUGAAGGCACAGGGGGCAGCUGCCAUGGCAACAGUUGCCAAGCAGCAGACUGGCUCGUUGGUCCCACCCCACCUGGGCAUGAUCCUGUGCGCUCUGAUGCAAGGGCUAGCUGGACGCACCUGGGCUGGGAAAGAGGAGCUGCUGAAGGCCAUCGCCUCAGUAGUGACCAAGUGCAGUGGUGAGCUCCAGAAGCCUGUGGCAGGCCAGCCGACCGUGACUGAGGUGGUGGAGUGUGUGCUGCGUGAGUGUCGUAAGGAGAGCCUGGUCUACAAGAUCGCAGCCCUGCGCGCUGCUGGAGAAAUCAUGGAGGCCACAGAGACUGACCGCUUCACUGAGCUGAGCCAGGUGCUCUUCCCCAUCAUCAAAAAGUAUCGUCCAGCGGGCGCAGGAUCUCGGAGGAAAGCCGCCCAGGAUGACGACGAUGACGAUGAUGAUGAUGACGAUGAUGACGAGAAGAAGCGAGAGCUGCGCAUGGAGGCGGUGCUGUGUGCGUUCGAGACCCUGGGCAGAGCCUGGCCCAGAAACCCUCAGACGCAGGGCCAGUACCAGGUGGAGGUGUGUGCACUGAUGUGUGAGAGGCUGAAACUCAGCACCUGGAAGGUGCAGUUAGGAGUCCUGCAGACCAUGAAGGCCUUCUUUAAAGGUUUAUUGUUGUUGGAGAAGGAACAUCAAAACUUUACUGUCCUGUCUCAGAUGUUGUCUGAGACAUCAACAGCACUUUCCUAUCCCCUCGAAAACAAGAGUUACUCCUCGGUGAGGUCUGAGGCCUUGACUGUUGUGGAACUGCUUGUUAAAAAGAUCACAGAGAGUGGUCAGUGGGAGUGUAUGUCAGAGAAGAGUCGUGGCCAGCUGCAGCGCUCACUGGCUACCAUGGAGAUGGACAGUCGUCCCGAGUUACGGGACAAAGCACAGGAGCUUCGUCGGAAUAUCCAGGGCCAGACCUGAAUUCUGGAAGCUUCUCCACCGCCAGCACACGCUCCCUGAGCUGCUCAUGAAAUCCCCGAGGGCCAUCGCUGCACAAACGCACAUACUGACACGCAAACACAAACACAAACACACACACACACACACACACACACACACACACACACACACACACACACACACACACACACACACACACACACACACACACACACACCCAAGGACACACACCUACUUCCCACACCUCUUCUCCCUUACCAUCUUUCCUCAAAUGUGAUCAAAAGCAUUUUCAACUCAAAACACAAGAUAAUCCAUCCCAUCCUCUGUUGUAGUCCUUCUUGCCUCUUUUGCCCAGAAACCGUAUUGGACAUUAUGAACUGCCCAAGUCAGUGGGCUCACUGGCUGUUCCCCGUUUGUGGUUUGCAGUGGUCUAAAACGGCUCCAAUUUGUUAGCCCUCUUAACCCUGUGUGAAAGAACAUGUGUUUCUUUAAAGACAGGGCAACUAUAUUUGUAUUAUUAAUGAAUUAUUGUCAUUAUUAUUAUUAAUCUUAUUGAUGUUGGGCAAAGGCUCAGAAGGUUUAACCUGAUUGGACGUGUGUGUGUGAGUUUUAUGGACUGUGAGACCCAAGCUCAGUUGGAGGGGGAGCUGGGAGCUCUGGUCUGUGUGUUGGCUGGCCCUAGUGCCACCUGCAGUGACCUCUACUGCUGCUGCAUAACACUGCAGAAAAGAGAGAGGAGUGGCAGGACAAGCUGUUGUCCGAAGGGACACCAAUUCAAAGGGACUGAAAGCGUUUUAGAGAGGCCUUUAUACUGAGCUGACAAUACACUGGACUUCACACGUAGUUUAUUUCAAAACCUUCAUGAAGUGGCUGUUUGUAAGCAGCUAUUAUUGAUGAGGCUGUAUUGUAACAGUGUGGGGGGUAGUCAGAUUAAUGAAGGUAGUCAAUAUCAAGGAUGGGGAAUGUUUUGAAUUGAACAGAUGCUUUUGAUGUACUGAAGAGCUUGGCGUGGCAUUUGAACAGGUAAUCUCAUGUUUGCAUGGCUCCAGGUGUGAAAUCUAUUUUCAAAAAAAGUGUAAUGAAUAGGUUCUACUGAAGAUCUGGUGGUAGGCAUGCACGUUUGGGUUUUGCCCAGAUAUAAAUUGUUCCUUAAAAUGAAAAGAAUAAAACUCUUCAUUGUGAAA
This is a messenger RNA of Sardina pilchardus (European sardine), 6855 nucleotides long. It is a transcript of the gene ecpas, whose product is annotated as Ecm29 proteasome adaptor and scaffold. The record is from RefSeq and is a predicted model, not a curated record. Gene Ontology annotation, molecular function: molecular adaptor activity. Gene Ontology annotation, cellular component: nucleus; cytoplasm. Gene Ontology annotation, biological process: proteasome assembly. The transcript is spliced from 46 exons. NCBI's taxonomy places the organism in Eukaryota, Metazoa, Chordata, Actinopteri, Clupeiformes, Clupeidae.